AUUGUGUGAAGUUUUGCAUAUGCUUUCGUCAAACAGGUUGCUGAAAUGUCAGCAUCAUGUGCAAAAGUUUAUUGUAACAAACUACUCCAGAAGAAGCAACUCUAAACAUGCAGAUUGUUUCAAAGUGGUUGGCAAAUCGCAUCCUCCGAAGAAUGACAAACAAGUGAACAAUCUUCGUCUAAAAGAUCAUCCAAAUUGGGAAUUACUAGCACCUCAAGGUUACCACUUUUACCUACCUGGAAGUGUAGGACCAGCAUGGCAUGAUGCUUCUACUUGUGUCAACGUUUACCCACAGAAUUUCGAUUUUGUCGAUAAUAGUGAAUUAGAAUGCACAGUUCAAGAAUGUCCUCUUCUACUACGGAAAGGAACCCAUGAGUUAUUUCCGGGGAUAGAUCUUAGUGUCUCAAAUUUGACUGUUGUCACAUUAUCCCAAAAACGCUCAAAAACAAGACUGAAUGAAGCUGACACUGAGAAAUUAACAAAAUAUUUUGUAUUAACUGCAAAAGAGAUCUGUAGUAAGCUGAAAAAAGCUGGAUAUUGGGCAGAUUUUAUCAACCCCUUCUCUGGAUUACCAUACAAUGGACAAAAUACUCGUCAUAAUUUGUACAAAACAGAUGAAAGAUUCAGAUGCCUUGGUUUCAAAAUAUCUGAACGUCAAAACUGUCGAUUGAUUGAGGAUAAAACUAAUAGAAGUUUUUUUGGCAAUCUGUUCACAACAGCUCCUGCAAAUACAGAACAUCUGAAAGCAAUCUUGCUCCGCCUAGGCAAAAACUAGCUAAAAUUUUAGAUCUUGAAUCAAGAAUUUUGUUUUUGUUAUCUAUUAAUUUCUUCUAAGUAGUGAUAAUCCCCCUCAUUUUUACAUCUAUAUUCACUACGCAACUAUACACACAAUUCAAGAAGAUCCACCCUCUUGAAUAUUUUAUCACUGAAUGGUGAGUUUUUUUUCUUCCUUUUUUUUUUUUUUGUUCACUUAAGUUAUAGCAUUUGACAUGUAGCAAGAAUUGUUUUCUUCAUUUUGCUAUAUUUUUUAAUAGUUUUCAACUUUCUUUUCUUUGAGGUCCUUUUUCCUCCCUAUCUCUUCUCUUAAUUACUCUUUAAGAAUGCAGGCGUCAAAAUAUAACUUCUCCCUCUGUUAUCUCGUUUAUGUAGGUAUCAAUAACCAUAAUUUCUCUAGGGCUGAACUAACCAGUCGGAAUGGAGGGCUGGUUCAGUUUUGGUUAAAUUUUAAAAUUUCUUAGAUUACAUGGAAUUUUAUUUUCUCUCCUAUCCAGCCAUUAGAAAAUUCAGGCAACCAUCAUCAUUAAUAUCAAUAGCAAAGAAUUCUUACUAACAAUAAAAUGAGCUUCUCUUCAUAUCAGGCUUCUAAUCUAUUAUCAUAGAGCUCACAAGUUAUAUUUUUUCCCUCUCUCGUGUUUCUGUUUUAGUCUCCAUUCUAUGGCUGUCAUUUCUAAACGGAUUAGAAAAUUUUUGUAAGUUAUUGCGUUUGUAAAUAUAAUGUAUAUUUCAAAUAAAUAAAUUCCAACUAAA
This is a messenger RNA of Bemisia tabaci, 1527 nucleotides long. RefSeq names its product cobalamin trafficking protein CblD. Lineage: Eukaryota; Metazoa; Arthropoda; Insecta; Hemiptera; Aleyrodidae. Gene Ontology annotation, cellular component: mitochondrion. The record is from RefSeq and is a predicted model, not a curated record. Gene Ontology annotation, biological process: cobalamin metabolic process.